Thamnophis sirtalis is the source of this 1974-nucleotide messenger RNA. It is a transcript of the gene BFSP1, whose product is annotated as beaded filament structural protein 1. NCBI's taxonomy places the organism in Eukaryota, Metazoa, Chordata, Lepidosauria, Squamata, Natricidae. Gene Ontology annotation, biological process: lens fiber cell development. Gene Ontology annotation, cellular component: cytoplasm; intermediate filament. The record is from RefSeq and is a predicted model, not a curated record. Gene Ontology annotation, molecular function: structural constituent of eye lens.
AUGUAUAGGAGCAGCUACUUGCAUGCAGUCCACAAGGAGAAGUAUGAACAAUCUGAGGCUUAUGAAGAACUUCCAGAAUCACCAGAAUUUGGUGGUCUUGCACAAACCCAAGGCCUGGAAAACCUGCAGGACCUUAGUGAACGGUUUGCAAACUACAUCAACAGGGCUCGGGUGCUUGAGCAGCGUAAUUCCAUCUUCCGCAAGCAGCUUGAGACGUUCCAACGCAUGGAUGAGCUGGUUGGAUUAGAAGAUGCUUUUGCUGCUCAGAUUGAUCUCAAUCACCAGCGGGUCCGUGACCUGGCCACCAACAGGUCUAAGCUGGAACGUGAGAAGAAAGAUGCUCAGCGCAUGCUGGAUGAAUACUGUAACAAAUAUAAAAAUGAAUGUGAAUAUCAGAAGAAGCAGAAGAGUACUCUCGAAGAGCUUAAUAAGGAAGCUGAUGAAGCUUUGUUGUGUAAUUUAGAACUCCAGAUUGAAUCACAGUUCUUGCAAGAUGAUGUAAACGCUACGAAAGACAGAUACAAGAAGAACCUCAUGGAAGUACAGACCUAUAUCAGAAAUUUAGAACAGAUUGUGGAAGCAACGCCUCAGAUGUCCACCAUCAUGGCUGGUGGCAGUGAGGAAAAGCUGAUAACCGAGAGAAGGAUUCCAAUACUUCAGAAUCAGUUAGAUGAAUACAAGGGCAUUUUUUCCCAGCUCCAAGGCCAGAAACUUAAGCUUCAGACAGAGACAGCAAUGCUGGAUCAGGUGAUUAAGGACACACAGCAGAGUUACAAUGAUGAGAUCCAUUUAUAUAAUGACCAGAUUGACAGUCUGAGAAAGAGCAUUGAAGACGCUGAAAGGACCUUGGAGAAAUACACCAACCAGUGUCGCCAGCUGUCCAUUUAUAAACAGUCCCUAGAGAGUGAAUUGGAGCGUUACAAACGUGUCAUUGAAAAUGAAGAUAGCAGAUUGAAUUCUGCUAUUGUUGGAACUCCAGCAACCCUGUUUCCACAGACCUACAGACCGCCAGAGACGCCACCUUUGAAAGGCACAGACAUUACACUGGUCAUGCAAGACAUUGCUGCUGCCAAGUUUCGACAAAGAAGCCUGCCAAAGAAAAUGUUUAAGAGGAAGGAGAUCACACCCAAAGACCUUACCAAUGGGUCUUCCUUAGAGAAAACGCUUGACCAGCCACAAGAAGGAUUUGACCAAGUUCCAGUGGAUUUCAAGCAUGAAGAAAGUGAACAUAGAUCCAAUGGUACGAAGGAAGAAAGUGAGCCCAGAAAAGCAGAAGAAGAUGUGCCCGAUGGAGCACAACUAAGCAAAGCUUUUGACAAAUUGUGCAAUAUAGUGAAAGACAAAGUCAGAUGUUAUCAAAGACAGGAACCUAGAACUGGGUUCCAUGCUAAAGGGUAUGUAGUUAUUGCAGAAAAAGGCAGCUAUGAUGACACCAGCUUCCAUUCUUUACCUAUUCCUUAUAAAGGUAGAGUCAUUGUUUCGGAUGUUGGUGGAAAUAUAUCACGUGGUAUGAAAGCAAUUCCAGAAUUACCCAGAUCUCCGGAACAUUGCAAAAGUGAAGUUGAAGUCCAUGAAAUGCGGGAGCGAUCAAGGAUGCAGAAAGACCUUAAAUAUGAGUACAAGCUGUUAGGCAAAGAGAAGGAUGAUGAUGGAUCCAGGGUCUGGAGAGAUCUUGGGAAAAAACAAGAAUUUCCAAAAGUGCAAUUUACUGGGGCACCGGAACCAUUUUCCACAUCAUGUCCAAGUGAACGAAAUGAAGAAGGAAUUUAUGUAAAGAAGCAAUGCAAGAAGCAGGAUGGCUUGCAUAAGGAAUUAGCUUUCCCAAACACUAUGAGUUAUGAGAAGGUAGAAAUGGUAGAAUCCAUAGAAAAAUUCUCUGAUGACAAAAUUGAAAGCUAUGAAGAAACUGCUAUGAUUAUGGAGACCAUGACUGAGAAAACCAGCAAAAAGAAAUUGGAAGACAAAAAACAUUAG